Molecule: messenger RNA, 2808 nt
Organism: Clarias gariepinus (North African catfish)
Lineage: Eukaryota; Metazoa; Chordata; Actinopteri; Siluriformes; Clariidae
Product: extracellular calcium-sensing receptor-like
Exons: 7
Coding region: 1-2808 (935 amino acids)
Biological process (GO): G protein-coupled receptor signaling pathway
Cellular component (GO): membrane
Molecular function (GO): G protein-coupled receptor activity; 2-oxoglutarate-dependent dioxygenase activity; methyltransferase activity
Source: RefSeq, a predicted model, not a curated record
AUGGCUGAUGUGAGGAAAGCUCUCCAUAGAGUCAACCCACAUAAAGCUGCUCGACCAAACAAUAUGCUUGGCAGAGUGCAGUGUCUCUUCUUCCUAAAAAGGCUGCUGAAGGCCCAGUCUCCACCAUCGAUUCUCACCAUCUUCUAUAGAGAAACUAUUGAGAGCAUCCUGAGCAGCUGCAUGACUGUCUGGUUUAAGAAUUGUGCCACCUUGGACCUUAAGACCAUACAGCGGAUAGUGAGGACAGCUGAGAAGAUCUUUGGAGUCUCUGUUCCCUCUAUCAUGGACAUCUAUGCCACAUGCUGCAUCCACAAAGCCUCCAGCACUGUGGCUGAUGAUACACAAUCCUCAGACAUACUCCUUACCCUCUUGCCAUCUGGAAAAGCAAGUCCUCUGUUGUCAAAAGAUGGGGAUGUGAUAAUCGGAGCUAUCUUUUCAAUGCAUCGUGGUACAGAGCUGCAGUCACUGGAAUAUACUAGACAACCUCAACCUUCACCCUGCAUUAGAAUUGACCUCAGGGAAAUCCGCCGUGUUCAAACUAUGAUGUUUGCAAUUGAUGAAAUCAAUAGAAGCAACACCUUGCUCCCAAAUACCUCAAUUGGUUACAGGAUUUAUGACAAUUGUCUCUUGGGCUUGUUCUCCAUGAAGGCAACAAUGGCUUUGAUGAAUGGUAUGGACUUAACAGCGAAUGAUUCUUGCUCUGGCCAAGAAGUAGUACAAGCUAUCAUAGGAGAGUCAGAAUCUACUCCUACAGUAGCACUGACACAAACUACAGGACCUUUUAAGAUCCCAGUGAUAAGUUUUGCUGCCUCAUGUGAAUGUUUGAGCAACAGAAGAGAGUAUCCCUCUUUCUUCAGGACCAUACCAAGUGAUUAUUACCUGGGUAGAGCACUGGCUUAUAUGGUUAAGCACUUUGGCUGGUCUUGGGUUGGAGCUGUGUACAGUGAUAAUGAUUAUGGAAACAAUGCAAUAGCCAUUUUUCUAAAAGCAGCCAAAGAGGAAGGAAUAUGUGUUGAGUAUUCUGAGAAGUUUCAGCGGUCAUAUCCAGUCAAAAUGAGUAAAGUGGUUGAUAUUAUAAAGAAAGGCACAGCCAAAGUAAUUAUUGUACUUCUUGCUUACUUCGAUAUGAACAUUCUAAUAGAACAACUUAUUCUAAAGAAUGUCACUGGCUGCCAGAUGAUUGGUGAUGUAUGGAUUUCUGCUAGCUAUCUAGCAACACCAGUAAGUUACAGUGUACUGGCUGGAGCCAUUGGUUUUGAUGUAGGGAAAUUGAAACUUAGUAGUUUUGCUGAUUAUGCUGUUAAUAGAUUUUGGCAAACAGCACACCCUUGCUUGAAUACAGAGGGAAAUGUUUAUGAAAAGGGCAACUGCAGCAAAUAUGAGGAGAUGAUUCAAUUUAAAAACUACAGUGCGGACAUACCAGAACUGAGAUAUGCAAAUAAUGUCUACAAUGCAGUUUAUGCUGUGGCACAUUCUCUACACAGUCUAUUAAGAUGCACACAAAACCAGAGUUGUGAGAAAAACAAAACAAUACAACCAUGGCAGGUUGUUGACGCUUUAAAAAAGAUCAAUUUUACCAGCAAAGUAGGAGAAAACAUUUGGUUUGACAGCACAGGGGCGACAGCUCCAAAGUAUGAUGUGGUGAACUGGCAACGAGGAGUCAAUGGAGUGGUGCAGUUUAGGGCUGUGGGUUAUUAUGAUGCAACUCUGCCCAAUGGACAACAAUUUGUCCUAAAUACUGAAGAUAUAGUGUGGGCUGGAGAAAAACAUGAGCCAAGGUCUGUGUGCAGUGAGAGCUGUCCUCCAGGAACCAGGAAAGCUGCACAGAAAGGGCGGCCUGUCUGCUGUUAUGACUGUAUACCAUGUGCAGAUGGAGAGAUCAGUAACCAGACAGAUUCAAAUAACUGUGAGCAGUGCCCAGGAGAAUUUUGGUCUAAUGCUGUCAGAGAUGAAUGUGUGUUAAAGGUUAUAGAGUUUCUUUCAUUUACAGAGAUCCUGGGUAUAAUACUUGUAUUUUUUUCUUUGUUUGGAGCCACAUUAACUGUGCUAGUAGCUAUUUUAUUUAUUAUAAAAAAGGACACUCCCGUUGUUAAGGCUAACAACUCUGAGCUGAGCUUCCUGCUUCUGUUCUUUCUGACUCUGUGUUUCCUCUGUUCCCUAACAUUCAUUGGACGGCCCUCUCAGUGGUCCUGUAUGCUGCGCCACACAGCGUUUGGGAUCACAUUUGUUCUCUGUAUCUCCUGUAUACUGGGAAAAACAACAGUGGUGUUAGUGGCUUUCAGGGCUACACUUCCAGGCAGUAAUGUGAUGAAAUGGUUUGGGCCUCUACAGCAAAGACUCAGUGUACUGGCAUUCACAUUUGUCCAGGUCCUUAUUUGUCUGCUUUGGAUAAUAAUUUCUCCUCCAUUCCCUUAUAAGAACAUGAAUUAUUACAAGGAAAAAAUUAUAUUAGAAUGUAAUAUAGGCUCUGCUAUAGGUUUCUGGGCUGUACUGGGUUAUAUUGGUGUUCUUGCAUUUUUGUGCUUUGUUUUGGCUUUUCUAGCUAGAAAGCUGCCAGAUAAUUUUAAUGAAGCUAAAUUCAUUACAUUCAGUAUACUUAUAUUCUGUGCUGUGUGGAUCACCUUCAUUCCGGCUUAUAUUAGCUCUCCAGGAAAAUUCACUGUAGCUGUGGAGAUAUUUGCUAUUUUGGCUUCUAGUUUUGCUUUAUUAUUUUGUAUAUUUACACCUAAGUGUUAUAUUAUUCUUUUUAAACCUGAACUAAACACUAAGAAAAAUAUGAUGGGUAAAAUGGCAUCUAAAUCACUUUAA